Salmo salar (Atlantic salmon) is the source of this 2087-nucleotide messenger RNA. It is a transcript of the gene ndufaf2, whose product is annotated as NADH:ubiquinone oxidoreductase complex assembly factor 2. NCBI's taxonomy places the organism in Eukaryota, Metazoa, Chordata, Actinopteri, Salmoniformes, Salmonidae. Gene Ontology annotation, biological process: mitochondrial respiratory chain complex I assembly. The record is from RefSeq and is a predicted model, not a curated record. Gene Ontology annotation, cellular component: mitochondrion; respiratory chain complex I; membrane.
GUCUGUUUUUAGAUACGGGAGAUUGCAUAAACAAUAAAUCCAAUUGAACAUGCGUUGAGAGGUGAGGUUGUGUGGUGAAAAAUACGAGCCCGAUAGCUAGAUCAUAUUUUCUCAAUAUGAGCAGGAUCGGGGGUCUAUUACGCCGGAGCUUUGGGGUGAUAAAAGAACAUGUGGGCACCGACCAUUUCGGAAAUAAAUACUACUGGCAGCCCGAGCAAAAAACUUGGACGGGGAGGAUUGUUCGAGCCAAGCGGAUGGUGGUGGCUGUUAACCCUACAGAGUUUGAGUACCUGGAAGGCAACAUACCCUCAGAGUGGGAUGCUUGGAUCCGAGGCAGACGGAAGCAGCCCCCUUCCAUUGAGGAGCUGGUGAAAAACCAGCACUACAGGGACCACAUCAAAGGAAAGGCGAGGGAGGUGGAUGAGAGAGAGCUGGCUCUGCAGGCUAAGGAGUAUGAGGAGGGCCUGGUGUCUGGGCCUGCUCAGACCAUAGCCAAGGGCCACGCAGCCGCCACCAGCUUCGGCCAGCCAGAGACCAGUGAGGAGCCUGUCAGUACAGCCAACACAUUCCAGCCUGGCUCCUGGAUACCCGCAGCCAAGAAAUAGCCACGUACACACACUCACUGGGUCAUGAUACCAGUACUGCGAUAUUGGAUUUUUCCAUGGUAAAAAAAAUAAAAACAUGAAGCAAACUGAACUCCUACUGUUGUGUGAUAUAGCUUGGAAAGUAAACAAUUACUCUGGGUAACAACAGAAGGCUGUGUGUUUACAAGAUUAGAACUGUUUUUCUGCUUCAUGAUUUGUUUCCUUUGCCAUGGUACUUCUGAGUAUCGCGAUACUGGUACCUAACACACAGUGACACUAUGGUACACACAAGAAAUACACACAGGCUAUAUACAGUGCUAUUCAUAGUUUGCCCACACACAACUAAGAAAUAGACACACGCAUACAUACAUACAUACAUACUGUGCAUAUGCACUCUCUUCAUACCUACAUCCAAAAAAACUAGACGUGUAAACAAGUAUAGGCCUUCCCUAUGUGAGUAUUCACAGGCUUCCUUCCAUCAUUACCACCAUGGAUCGGCGACCUGAAAAGACUGAACAAUUGAAAUCAGCAAGAUGGAGAGAGAAUGAUGGGAAGGAAGCAUGAUCUGGCCAGCUUCAAUGGCCUUUUCUCAUUUGCGCAUAAAUUCGUCCUCUACCCUCUCUUCUGUCCUCUCCUCCGUGACCCAGAAACCGAUAAGUGGUUGAGAUGCCAAUUCGUUAGCAGGUGAACAAAAGUGUCUUCCCCUCCUCGAUAGCCACCUUUCAUCAGGGAAAGUCAUGUCUAUCCUACCGGAGUCCUUUGAAAUCUUAAACACCCUCAUUGAAUCAGCUUUUGUUUGUCGGAGGAGAAAAGUAUGCACACGUUUAAAAACAAUAUGCUACUUAUUGUUUUAUCUAUAAAAUGUCUUGCACAAGUAACUCGUUUAAUGAAUAUGACCCUGAUUAAUCAGGGAGUACUUGACAGUGAACGGCAUUCAUGGGAUGUGGAAGACAAUUUAUCUGAUCUCCCUGACCCCACUGUAAACUCUUUCAAUACAAAGUUCAGUUGUAGGUAGUCAAGAUAUCUUGUUUGAUUUGUUGUGGAUUAUAAAUGAAACUGCCAGGCUUGAGAGAACUGGGAUGUGAUGUAAGUACUGGAAAGUAGGUGGUCCUGUGUUUCUCAAUUGGUAGAUCAUGGUGUUUGCAAUGUGAUGAUGGUGGGUUCGAUUAUCCACAGCAAAUGACGUUAGUGCACUCAUCUUAAGGUAGCAAGGUAUGUAUGCACUAGUUGAUUUUGAUACAUUUUCUGCUAAAUGGCAUACAUAAAUAUUUUUCUGCAUGACAAGGUGUAAUUUAUUUAAUGGCUUUGUAUUUUAUAUAUACACCCCCAACACAUCACACUACAAACCUUUUAAACAAUUAUUUUAUUUUUAUUAAAUGAAGGAAAGGAUAUCGCACGGCUCACAAGAUGGUUGCCGGUCUCAGGAGUAGACGUCCCUUUACAAGAAGUGUGUGUUACAUUGUCUAGAUUUUAAAAACACUGAAUAAAACCCAUGUAUGAAAA